ACGAACGAAACUGCUAGCCAUCAAUUCUUCAACCCCAGCGAGAGCAAGACACGCUAGCAGCGGAAUCAGACUGACGAGCCCCAGAAGCCAAGCCAAGGGAACGCACCCGCCGGAGCCCCGGUCCACGGCCCCAUGCCCUUCCUCUCGACGCCCUCGUUCGACCUCUCCGCCGGCGCGGAGCCCACACUCGGCCCGCGCCCUCCUCCUCCUCCUCCCCCGCCCGCCGCGCCUCCAUCGCAGCCGCAGGUGCCCGAGGCGGCGGCGAGGCGCCUGCGGGAGGCGGAGGAGCGGCUGCGCGAGGCCAUCCAGGAGCUCCACCAGAGCCACGGCCGGGAUGAGGAGGCCGCCAAAGGGGGUGGGUGGGGGUGCUGCGUGCACCAGGGGGAGUCGUGCGCGGCGCACGCGGCGGGGAACCUGUGCCAGACCUUCCUGCUCUCCUACGGCGUCCGUGUCGGCAUCGGGAUCCUCCUGCGCGCCUUCAAGCUCGCGCGCCGCAGAUCCUACGCCUCGCUCCUCGAUCUCAAGCAACUGGUUUCGGAGAAAGAUCUAAUAGUAAGGGAGGAAGCUUGCCGGGUAGGGUUACUUUUUGGAGGAUUCACUGGAUCAUAUCAUGCACUGCGAUGUUUCCUUAGGAGAUUUCGCAAAAAGGAAACACCAUUCAAUGCAAUAUUAUCAGGUUCAGUGGCAGGCUUGGCGAUACUAGCACUAGAUGAUUCGAGUAGGAGACGCACCCUUUCUCUAUAUCUUUUAGCAAGGCUUGCUCAGUGUGCAUAUAACUCUGCAAAGUCUAAAAAUAGAUUCCACUUCUGGGGUAGCCAUUGGAGACAUGGAGAUGCAUUACUUUUUUCUGUCGCAUCUGCCCAGAUUAUGUAUGCUUUUGUAAUGAGGCCUGAAAGCUUACCAAAAUCUUACCGAGACUUCAUCCAAAAGACAGGACCAGUUGCAGAACCUGUUUACAAGGCUGUCAGAGAUAGCUGCAGAGGUGGCCAUGUGGAUCUCAUUGGCCUCUCGGCCUAUUUCGCAAACAAGAAGAAUUCAAAUUUGAUAAAUUUAACAAGAAGUCCCUCAAUUAUUCCAUGCUCUGUUAUUCAUCCUGACGGAGCAUCGUGCUUGGCUCAUAAUGUUACUGUCACUUCAUCAACAUUCAAGAAAACGUUCCCUCUGUAUUUCUCAUUGACAUUUGUCCCCUUUGUUGUUCUACGUCUUCAAAAGUUUUUGGAAUCCCCAGCUGCAACGUGCUGGCGUGCUCUUGUGGGUGCAGUUCGCUCUACCACUUUUUUGUCUGCGUUUGUCACUCUCUUCCAGUCUGCCAUCUGUUUGCACCGUAAAGUUGCAAGCAAAGACCACAAACUUGUGUAUUGGUUUGGUGGUUUACUGUCUGGUCUUUCGAUUCUCCUGGAGAAUAAAGCAAGACGAGCGGAGUUAGCUCUCUAUGUACUUCCCCGUGCUGGAGAAUCUCUAUGGUAUAUAUUGAUCAACCGCCACCUCCUCCCAAAUAUAAAAAAUGCUGAGGUGGGUCUUUUCUGCAUGUGCAUGGGAGGGAUCAUGUACUUUCUGGAGUACGAGCCAGACACCAUGGCUCCAUUCCUUAGAGGCCUGAUCCGGCGUUUCCUGGCGAGCAAGAUAACCAACCCAAGCCCGCCUCCGAAUCGCAACACCUCCUACUCCUACCUUCAGACGCUGAACGUGUUGGAGCAGUCAAAAACGCAUCCUACCCCGGAGAAUGGCCUCCCUACGUCAGAGACGUAUACCCUUGAAUCAAUUCCUGGACUUUAAGAGUUAACAGUUACUCGGACUAGUAGAUAUCACACUCGUGGUAGUCUUUAGUCUGCGAUUGUAAUAAACAAAUUAUGGGUGCGUUUCAGGAGGGGUAGGUGACUAGGUGUUGGCGCCCCUUGCACACAUAAAAGGGGCAACGUGUAUCUGUCGUGAGUGGAGCAUUCUAAAGCGAUUCUUGUUCAUACCCUUUUCGUUAUAGGCUAUCCAUGUUCAAGAAUUAUCUAUGUAAAAGUCUUGCAGUUUAACAGGCUUCGUCUUCUCUAAAUGGCACUGUUUGAUUCCUGAA
Messenger RNA from Triticum aestivum (bread wheat), 2065 nucleotides. RefSeq lists its product as uncharacterized. The transcript is spliced from 8 exons. Bases 133 to 1776 code for a protein of 547 amino acids. Lineage: Eukaryota; Viridiplantae; Streptophyta; Magnoliopsida; Poales; Poaceae. The record is from RefSeq and is a predicted model, not a curated record.